Messenger RNA from Caenorhabditis elegans, 791 nucleotides. RefSeq names its product Neuroendocrine protein 7B2 (gene sbt-1). The record is from RefSeq and is marked reviewed. Bases 34 to 669 code for a protein of 211 amino acids. NCBI's taxonomy places the organism in Eukaryota, Metazoa, Nematoda, Chromadorea, Rhabditida, Rhabditidae. Gene Ontology annotation, cellular component: extracellular region; secretory granule. Gene Ontology annotation, biological process: neuropeptide signaling pathway. The transcript has 3 exons.
AUUCACAUUUCAGCACCAAACACGGUUGCCCGAAUGAUCGGUGCCGUUUCUUUGGUUUUCUUUACUGUCGGAGUUGCAGCUAUCUAUGGAUUAGAUUUGGAAAACGCUGGAGACUUUGUUCUUCCAUCCGGAGAUUUCAUUGAUCUCAUCUCACGUGACUCUGAAAAUCUUCCGGAUCUCUCCUCUUUUGGAGUCAAGCAUAUCUCUGGUGGAGCUGGCGAGGGAGAACAGAAACUUCUUGAGGAGGACAAUUUCCAAGAGAGGCAAGAAGUGAAAGUAGACAACGUUCUUCCCGCAUACUGCGAGCCACCAAAUCCAUGCCCAGUUGGGUUCACAAAGGAACACGGAUGCUUGGAGGAGUUUGAAAACAGUGCAGAGUUUUCUAGAAACUACCAAGCAGAUCAACACUGCAUCUGCGACCAGGAGCAUAUGUUCAACUGUGCCGAGAAAGAAGCUCAAGACGUCAGUGAGUCCCUCCAAAAAAUCCUUGAAGAAAACAACAUGCACGCUAACACAAUCGCAAAGAAGUUCCAUGACAAGCGAAGCUCCGAUGAGUAUGUUCCACGUCGCAAGCGUUCAAUCCCAAGCUCAGCACACAAAGUCAACCCGUACCUUCAAGGAGAGCCAUUGAGAUCCAUGCAGAAGAAGAAUGGCAAACAUUCGUGGUAAAAAAUUCCUGAACAUUUUUUAUUUGAUAAUCAAAAGCCUUUUAUUGCCUAUCCCCCUGUCCAUCAUCCAUCGCGCCCACCGAGUGUAAAUUUCUUUACCCGAAAUAAAACUUUAUUUCUGUU